AUGGGAGAGGUAUACGAAAAAAAUAACAUAGAUUUUGAUUCAAUAGCCAAAAUGUUGUUAAUUAAGUAUAAGGAUUUCAUACUGUCUAAAUUCAAGAAAGCUGCACCUGUAGAGAAUAUAAGGUUUCAGAAUUUAGUCCAUACAAAUCAAUUCGCACAAGGAGUCCUAGGUCAGAGUCAACAUCUCUGUACAGUCUAUGACAAUCCUUCAUGGCAUUCUAUAGUCCUGGAGACAUUGGAUCUGGAUCUAAUAUAUAAAAAUGUUGAUAAGGAAUUUGCCAAAGAUGGGCAUGCAGAGGGGGAAAAUAUAUACACGGAUUAUCUAGUAAAGGAGCUGCUUCGCUACUUCAAACAAGAUUUUUUCAAAUGGUGCAAUAAACCAGAUUGUAAUCAUUGUGGCCAGAACACUUCAGAAAAUAUGACACCUCUGGGCAGUCAAGGGCCCAAUGGAGAGGAAUCUAAAUUCAAUUGCGGAACUGUUGAGAUCUAUAAAUGCAACCGAUGCGGAAAUAUCACUAGAUUUCCUCGUUAUAACGAUCCAAUUAAGUUGCUGGAAACUAGAAAGGGAAGAUGCGGUGAAUGGUGCAAUUUAUUUACUUUGAUUUUGAAGUCGUUUGGGUUAGAUGUUCGCUACGUCUGGAAUAGAGAAGAUCAUGUUUGGUGUGAAUAUUUUUCAAAUUUUUUGAAUAGGUGGGUUCAUGUCGACUCCUGUGAGCAAUCAUUCGACCAACCAUAUAUCUAUUCAAUUAACUGGAACAAGAAAAUGAGUUACUGUAUUGCGUUCGGUAAAGAUGGCGUUGUUGACGUUAGUAAACGCUAUAUCCUCCAAAACGAGCUGCCCAGAGAUCAAAUCAAGGAAGAAGAUUUAAAAUUCCUUUGUCAAUUUAUAACGAAGAGGUUGAGGUAUUCGUUAAAUGAUGACGAGAUAUACCAACUUGCAUGUCGCGAUGAGCAGGAACAGAUAGAGCUGAUUAGAGGAAAGACACAAGAAACGAAAUCCGAAAGCGUCAGUGCCGCUUCGAAAUCAUCUAAUCGUGGUAGAGAAAGUGGAUCGGCGGAUUGGAAAGCACAGCGUGGGGAGGAUGGUAAAUAG
Molecule: messenger RNA, 1092 nt
Organism: Saccharomyces cerevisiae S288C
Lineage: Eukaryota; Fungi; Ascomycota; Saccharomycetes; Saccharomycetales; Saccharomycetaceae
Gene: PNG1
Product: peptide-N4-(N-acetyl-beta-glucosaminyl)asparagine amidase
Exons: 1
Coding region: 1-1092 (363 amino acids)
Biological process (GO): ERAD pathway
Cellular component (GO): cytoplasm; nucleus
Molecular function (GO): peptide-N4-(N-acetyl-beta-glucosaminyl)asparagine amidase activity
Source: RefSeq, marked reviewed